This is a messenger RNA of Ananas comosus (pineapple), 1249 nucleotides long. RefSeq lists its product as uncharacterized. The transcript is spliced from 6 exons. The coding region runs from base 224 to 1123 and encodes 299 amino acids. The record is from RefSeq and is a predicted model, not a curated record. NCBI's taxonomy places the organism in Eukaryota, Viridiplantae, Streptophyta, Magnoliopsida, Poales, Bromeliaceae.
UAUCAUCUCCACAAAAUGCAAGAGUUGUCAACACUCAACAACCAUAAGAGAAGCAGCCCCCUCAUACUCCUCAAACCCAACCAUAAUUGAUGAGAUUUACUACCAAGCGAUUCUCCCACCCAAUUUGAUAGAACACAAUACUUUUUUUUUUUUUGGGUGAAAAAAACGAAGCUUUUUUUUUUAAAAUUUUUUUUUUUGUAGAUUUUAAGUGUAGAGGAACUCCAUGUCCACUUCUUCUUAUUCUUCUUCCGCAGCUUUUCUUCGUCUUCUCCCUUCCUCUUUCUCUCCUUCUAAUAAGAAGCCGAGGCUUCUUUACCCUCUUAAAAGACCCACUUUUCGUGUCACCUCACUGAGGCUCGGAUUUGAGGAGAUUUUGGUGGUGACCCAUAAUAAGGUUUUGGUAGCGGCUACUAUCGCUGCUGCUGUGGGGCAACUAUCUAAGCCUCUUACUAGGGCUAUUAAUGGAGAUGGAAUUGAUUUGAAAGCGGCGAUUCGGUCUGGGGGAAUGCCUUCGACGCAUUCAGCCGGUGUCAUCGCUGCCGCGACAUCGCUUGGCCUAGAAAGGGGAUUUGCAGAUUCCAUUUUUGGCAUGUCGGUUGUAUUUGCUGCAAUCGUAAUGUACGAUGCUCAGAGUUUUCUCCAGUUUAAAUCGUCCUUGUCCUACAUACACCAUUGGCCAAUGAUCAGAAACAAAAAAAAAGAGAAAAGAGGAUUCUUCCAUAAGGGUGUCAGAAAAGAAGUGGGUGAGCAAGCAAAGAUUCUUAACAAGAUAUUGAGUCUCCAAGAGAAAUCAACUCUCAAUUGGGACAAAGAUGAUUAUAUCAAUUCUAAAUCCGGAAUUUCCUCUAUCAAUUCUGAGGAAGCUGCUCCCCUCAUCUCUGUUCCUAAGAAGGCUAGUACAUUUCAAUCCAAUGGCGAGUCCUAUGCAUAUCAUAGCUCGCGAGUAACGUCGAACAAGUUAAGUGAAGCUCAAAGCUUAAAAGAUGAUGUUACCGAACCACUGGAAAAGGCGUAUGGGAGUAGCAAACCAUUGAACGAAUCGGUCGGCCAUACAAAACUUCAAGUUCUUGUUGGUGCCCUGCUAGGUUUUGUUGUAAGUUUACUCAUUGAUGUUACAUUGUAACAGUCAUUGAUGUUACAUUGUAACAGUAACUGUUACUAUUUCUCAGUCUCAUGAUUGAUACUUUGUAUUAAUAGAAUUCAAUUUUGUGAUAAUAAGCAUAUUCUCUCUUCCAGCUCUUGUCGCUUA